This is a messenger RNA of Aspergillus ibericus CBS 121593, 2360 nucleotides long. It is a transcript of the gene ptpA, whose product is annotated as putative protein tyrosine phosphatase (Pyp1). The record is from RefSeq and is a predicted model, not a curated record. Gene Ontology annotation, biological process: protein dephosphorylation. Gene Ontology annotation, molecular function: protein tyrosine phosphatase activity. NCBI's taxonomy places the organism in Eukaryota, Fungi, Ascomycota, Eurotiomycetes, Eurotiales, Aspergillaceae. The transcript has 2 exons. Bases 134 to 2278 code for a protein of 714 amino acids.
GGAUUGCUGACCCGGACCUUGAACGUGGGGGAUUGCUUCAGUCUCGCGAUGGCAAAGAACAUCUCCAUGUGAACGUGAUAUUUAUACACUGGGAAAGCAAAAGGUAGACUGACAAUUUGGGGAAUUUGAAAUCAUGUCUGCCAUGACAGGUACAAGAUCACCUACAUCCCCAUGGCCUCCGGAGUGCCAGAACCACCUACAGCUUGAAAGCUCUUCGACUCCGUCAGCUCUUUUCUCGUUGCGCGAUCCUCAUUCGUCUCCUCUGGGGCAAGGUAUCGGCUCACACAAUGCGGUUCCAGAACGAUCGGGUCCCAAUUAUUUCUCUAUCAGCGUGGAAACUCCCGGCAAUGCUAGGAGAACUCGGGAAGCAUUGCCAUACGCUCAACCCCAAAUAUCUAACCCGAAAACACAGCUUUUAUCCAAAAAUAAAACAUUUGAGGAUUAUGCGAGUCUAUCGAAAACUGGAAAAGGGAUUGAGGAUGAACACAAAGAAUCGGCGGUCUUCAGGCUCUCCUGGAACCCUGGCCUACCGAGACGAGGCCCAAUCCCUCCUCGACAGGAUGUUCCUCCAUUGCAACAGGCAUCUACACACGAUUGCGCCAUUUCAGCAGAGCGCUGCGCAGAGUUGCUUGGAUCUUCUUUCCGUGAUACCAUGCUGUUGGAUGUGCGGCCUUAUGCGCAUUUCGCGAACGGGACAAUCAAAGGGUCUUUGAAUCUUUGUAUUCCGACAACCCUCCUCAAGCGCCCUUCCUUCGACACGCAAAAAUUAACAAACACUUUCACGGACGAGCUCGACAAGAGGAACUUCGCACGAUGGAGGACCUGUCGCUAUAUAGUGGUUUUUGAUGCUGCCACGUCUGACAUGAAGGAUGCAGGACCGCUGGCCAAUGUUUUAAAGAAAUUUACCGUGGAAGGCUGGAAAGGCGAGGGGUUAAUACUACUUGGUGGCUUCAAGGUCUUCGCAUCUCGCUUUCCCACUCUCAUUCGAGGACAACAGGCUCGAGUACCUGAUUCGUCCGCGGGGAAGCCCUCACGAAUGCAUAUGAAUCUUCCGUCGGUUGCCCCGGUUGUUGGUGGAUGUGCUCUGCCGGAGUCAUCUCAUGCUGCAAUUCCUUUUUUUGGGAACAUACGACAGCAUAUGGACCUCAUCGGCGGGGUCGGUCAGAUCCCUCUUCAAAUCCCGCACAAUCUGUCAGAAUCACGGAGACGGUUACUCCCUUCUUGGCUACGUGAAGUGUCAGAGUCCACGGAUAAAGGCCGCAAAGUUUCAGAACGAUUCCUAGGUCUUGAACGAAAGGAGCUAGAACGUAUGAAAAGAGCAUUGUCUUACGAGAAAUCUGCCGAUGCCGCUAUAGUCGGUGGCUCCUCGGAAACCUUUCGCGUCGCGGGAAUCGAAAAAGGCACAAAGAAUAGAUAUAACGACGUUUACCCGUUCGAGCAUUCAAGAGUCAGGUUGCAGAAUGUGACGCCGGGAGGCUGCGACUACGUGAACGCGAACCAUAUGAAAGCAGCUUAUAGUGGUAAAUCUUACAUAGCUACUCAGGCACCGGUCCCUGAUACAUUCAAUGACUUUUGGCGCGUGGUCUGGGAACAGGAUGUUAGACUGGUUGUUUCCUUGACUGCAGAGGUUGAACGAGGCCAGGUCAAGUGUCACCCUUAUUGGGAGUCUGGGAACUAUGGACUCUGUCAGGUCAACAAUUUCUCCGAGAAACUCAUUUACCUGGAUUCUCGGGAUCCGCAGCCAACUGAUAUGGAGCUCGACAAACCAGAGGAUCCCAGCAAUCCUUAUAUCAUUGUCAGACAUUUUGGCUUGUCACACUCGGCCUUCCCAUUUCAACCCUUGCGUGAAGUGACGCAACUACAAUAUCCCCAUUGGCCCGACUUCGGGACCACAUCUCAGCCGACGCAUCUCCUUAAACUCAUUGAACAGUGUGAUAAAGUCAUAGCCGCAACAACUGGACCGAAUAUCACUUUGCACGAAGGGCUGGGAAACCAGAGACCGGUACUGGUGCACUGCAGCGCAGGAUGUGGCCGCACUGGUACAUUUUGCACAGUGGAUAGCGUGCUGGACAUGUUGAAACGGCAACGCCGUGCAUCACUUACCUCGGAUACCAAUUUGCCUGGUCAUCAAUGGAUCGAGACUGACAAUGUGGACCUCAUCGAGAAAACGGUAGAUGACUUUCGGACACAAAGGCCGAGCAUGGUGCAAAACCUCAGCCAGUUUGUUUUGUGCUAUGAGAGCAUUUUGGAAUGGACAACCGCCCAAAUGGAGAAAUAGUAUGAUAUAGGGGGAUGCGGAAAGGUCUUCUGUUACUAGAUAAUUAGAUGCCGAAGGUGUCAAAUGAUGUUGGUAGACGGUU